AUGGGAUCCAAUACUUCAAAGCCCGAGACUAAAGUCUUUACACCCGCAACUCCUGUUGACUUUAGUUCAACUUUUUUGUCACAAUUGGAACAAUCUCCAGAGUCUGACUACUCACGGGCUCAAUACACCGAGAAGUACAUUCAAGAUAGAGUAGCUCAAGAAUUACAAAAAUUAGAAGCGCAAACAAUCAAACAAUUCAAAGAAACCACCAACAAAGCCAUUUCUAUUGACAACAACAACAACAACAACAGCAGCAGCUCGUCCGACGCCAAACUGAAACUCUCAGUCACUGAGUCGAGUGCCAAAAUUGCCAAACUAACCAAAUUGUUGGAAGAUAACUCAAAGUUGGAACAAGUUGAAAUAACACCGGCAUUGCAAAACUCAAGAGAACAAGUUAUAAAAUGUUUGAAAGAGAAUCAAGGUAAGAGUCUCAAUUGUUGGGAUGAAGUUGAAACUUUUAGAACAUUGGUAAGAAAUUUAUAG
Molecule: messenger RNA, 483 nt
Organism: Lodderomyces theae
Lineage: Eukaryota; Fungi; Ascomycota; Pichiomycetes; Serinales; Debaryomycetaceae
Exons: 2
Coding region: 1-483 (160 amino acids)
Source: RefSeq, a predicted model, not a curated record